Molecule: messenger RNA, 1813 nt
Organism: Fusarium oxysporum Fo47
Lineage: Eukaryota; Fungi; Ascomycota; Sordariomycetes; Hypocreales; Nectriaceae
Exons: 1
Coding region: 418-1140 (240 amino acids)
Source: RefSeq, a predicted model, not a curated record
ACGGAGGCCAUGGUGUCUUUGAACGUUUUGACGGUUCAUCCCUAGGGCAUGCAUGUCAUCAAUGGAGUCUAGAACAUCGCAUACUCACUAUACUACGUAGUAAUAAGGAACAAAGGUAGUACAGUAGAACGUAACGCAAUGUUCAAUAAACAAUGGGCUAGAACAUUGAAGAACACAACCGUACACUACUGAACACCUAAAGUGAAGGGAAUAUUGGUUGUUCCUAGCCGUCAAUGGGUUGAACAGUGCCGGGAACCUUUGUACUUACUUCGUUAUCAGAGUUUGUCUUUAUGCCUAGAAUUGCUUAUUAGCAACUAAUCGCUGGGUGUUUACCAACAGUAUGACACAACAGCAAGAGUAGCACAACUGAAUAGACAACAGCACAAUCAACGAGACGCAUGCACAAUUCCAUAACCGAUGUAUCCCGAUCGCCAACAACAGCCUCAAAAGAGGUACUUGAGAACCCGAGCCAGUAAAACUUCCCCGGCUCCCCAACACCAGAACGCAAAUGGAACAUUAGGCUGUGGGUCAUGGAAGAAGACGAAGACUCUGCCGCGAUUCUCAUCAUGGUUUCAGCCCCAUAGACGAUACGACCCGAAAGAGUCCUUUUUUCCAUUCCCCAAAGUUACAUUCCUAAUUGACGAACCAAUAGAAGUCAAAUGUCAGAUAUGCCAUCAGGCGAACUGUCAGAUCAAACCAGAUGCAGAGCCGCUUGACGAAAGUACAUUUAGUCUAAUGCCAUGUGGUCAUGCUGCUUGCUUGCAGUGCCUCGAAGGGUGGUUCGAGAAUCAGGGCACUUGCCCGUUCUGCCGAGUCGAUCUCAUCUAUCCCGGGUGUGGACAUAGAGUUCCAGUGAGACCCCUGACUAGGGAAGGACUUCAUCUGCUACCAAGGACACUACCAGACCAGGGCAGGAUCCCGAAUCUCUGUGCGCAGUGCCUCAAAGCAAGAUUGCUGACUCGAGCAGAAGAAAAACUUGAACAAGCCAUGGAAGGGUUUCGAGCAGCCAGACUGCGACUUCACUACACCAAAGCACCCACUGACGAGACAAUUAUGCUGAACAUGAGAGACGAGUUUGAGACAGUGCUCCGAGAUGAGGUAUACCUCAAACGACUAAGCACGUGGUUGACAAGCUGGUAGGGCGCCAUGAUGCAGGGAGUCAUGACUCGAACGAUGGUAGGUAGGGGUGAGAUAGCCUUUGAGAUGCAACUACUAUCCGCGGAAAUCGUAAAAGUACACGAUACCUAGUCCGUAGCAACAGAAAUUUCCUCAGCCUGCUCGAGUCAGAAAGUGAAAGAUAUACAGGGAUAGAGAGUGGCUGAAAGAAGCGGUAUUGUGCAACCCAAGCUGCCGCAUGUUAGAUACCUGUCUCUCAGGCAUCAUCGGCGAAGCUGCCAUGGAACAACCACGUUUUCCCCCCAUAACCACCUGAAUCGCGAAUGUGACGUGGAUGCUACGUAUGCACAUGCGUUGAAAAAAAUUCCCGAGGACUUGCAAGGACGGGCCGACAAUUCAGCUGUCUAGGGACCUUAUGGUGGUCGAUCUGGUGCAUAAGCUUGAGUCGGUACUGGGUUUCGCACCUAGUAUCCGUCCGAACUGACUCGACGACCUCUGAUUGGGAGGGGCCUUGGUUUUGAUGGUUGUGAAUUGCUUAUUAGUUUUGUGAUCCGAGACGCCAACCUCGGAUGUUUUGCAGAAUAGGGAAACCAAACAAAGAGCCGCAGGGAGAUAUGGAGGGCUGAGUAAUUUAGAGAUGAGGGAGAAUUGAAGGCAGCGCGCGGAAAAGAAGGAGAGUCCGAAUAGGUAGUUGAAG